AUAUUUCGAACGUCACCUCGAUCUCUCCACUGAGAAACCUAAUGUGUUGUGCUUAUUCAUCAAUAUUUUAUUAUUCGAAUCGAAUAGGGACCACACGUGACCUGGCCAGCUAUUGUAAAACCCAACGUGAUUACGCACGCUUUAUUUAAAUUUCCAGGUAGCAAUAUUGCGUGCUUUACAAUCGUGCCGAAGUCAACUCAAACAAAACUUUUAUGAAAAAUAUUGUUGACUGUCAGAGCUUACUUAGUAGAAAUCGUUCUGGGACCGACAGUAAAAGCGCAUGACUCGUUGUUGCUAUCAAGUUUAGUUGCGGAAACACACGUAAUUUAAUACUGCUUUUGCCAGUUCAAUGAAGUGCAGGGAUGGCGGAGAGCAUCGUAACAAAAUCUGAGGAUCCUUUCAAUUUCCAACCAAUCACAUGCAGUCAGAUUCAAUACCAGUCACGCCUGGUAUACAAAGCAUUCCAGUACCUCAUCAAACCAUCAUGGCAGUUGGCUAUUGCUGAGGUAUUUCUAUCUGCUAUACCUCUGAUUGCUUUCUUCUUCGUCUCAAAUCUCAGUUAUAAUGACCUGAUAGUAAUCGGAUAUGGCAUGUCAAUUUGCAAUAUGGUUGGAGUUGGUUUCAGUUAUGCUUCUUCUCUCACCUGCGAAGACGAGGUCGAAAAGGAGGAUGAUCUCAAGAAGGCAGUUACUGCGACUCAAAGAGGCUUCCUUUGCACCUUAUGUACCGUGUGUUUGCCAGUUUGGGCAGUGUGGUUGAACGCGGACUCGCUUAUCAAGGGACUUAAACAAGAGCCAGACUUGUCAAGGCGAGUAGAAGAAUACUGUCUCACAUUCAUACCAGCACUCCCAUUAUUUUGCAGUCUGCUGUACCUUCAAAGGUUUAUUUCUCUGACAAAGCGGAAUUCAGAAAGAUUAUUCUUAUGCUGCAACUUUGCAGGAGCCAUUCUCAGCAUUGGCCUCAACGCAAUAUUCGUGAAAGUUUUGAAGCUGGGAGUCAGGGGUGGAGCAAUAGCAACAAUUUUGGCGUAUUUCUGCAUUGCAUUAGUUCUGGUUAUUGUCAUAAUCUGGAACAAAAAGUACAAAGAAGCAUGGCCAGGAUGGAGCUGGGGUUGUUUUCUUGCAUGGGAAAGAUUUGGCCUUAAGUUGCUGCCUUACAUGUUGUGGGUAAUUGCAGAAUGGUGGACGUUGGACGUUGGAAUUUAUGUUGUUGGCACAUUAGAUGCUUUCAAUCGCAGACUUGGUUCGCAGAUCACAAUAUCAUUGGUUAUUCGCUUUCUGUCAAUCAUAGCGGAUAGAUUUGCUGCCGAGGCGUCAGAUCAGAUAAAAGAAGCCGUGGAUGCGAAAUAUAAUCGCCGAGCAGUUUUCCUCGUAAAAUGCUCCGUUUUGAUUAUAUGGGUCAGUUCCUUCUUCUGUGGCUUUUUGCUCAUUUCCUUACCGAAAAUAAUUCCAAGUUCUUUCACCAAUGAUCGGCCAUUUGGACUUUCUGUUACAGAAAUGAUAAUUGUUGUUUCGGCAAUUCCAUUUUUGAAAGGAACACAGGCCCUGGGUUUUCACGUCGUACGAAAGUUAAAAUCAAGAUACUUGAAUGUCAUAAUCGUUUUGAUUGGUAACUGGGUGUUUGGACUUCCGAUCGGCUUGUGCCUCGUAUACCUGCGCAGUUGGGGAAUGAGAGGUUUUUGGGCCGGAUACUCAAUAGGAAUCUUAAUUCAGGCAAUGUUGUUCUUGGUAAUACUCAAAGACUUCAUGCAAGAAUGGACACUGGCAGCUGAAAGGAAGCCAAAAGGACCGCCAACACCAAGUGGAAUCCUUUCAAAUGGCUCUGAUGAAACGGAUGGAGACGGAUCUUUUUAUACGACAUCACUGCUUUUGGGAGAACCGAGGAUCAACCACAAGUUUAACCCCAUGACGGUAAUUGACGAGGAGGACGGGAAAGAAGACAGGCCUUCAACAGUCAGAAUCGCACUAACAGCUUUGGCUAGCUUCUUCUUUUGCGCUAUUCUCAUCGUCGGCAUAGUUAUAAAGGCUGCUGGCAUUGGUCAAUAGAUAUCGCAGAAACCAUGUUUGUAUGGGCGAGAAGAAGGCAAAAAUCUUCUAAUGAAUGAGCCAGCAUUUUCACUGCUAGGGUGAGAGAUGCCUCAUUUCAUUAGAAAAAGCAAAAACAUUCCACUAGUUUGUCUUUCUACCAAGGAAAAGUGAAUCGCGAAGAUUGAUCAGGCCAUUACACCCACAUCGACUGAAGCUCUCCCUAUAAGCUAUAAAUGACGUUUUCUUGUUUAAAUCUAACUACAUUAUUCUGAUAAACAAUGGGCCUCGGUAAUUAGCGUUACAAUCAUUUCAGGUUUUUACCAACUACAGAUUUUUUAGAAAUCUUUAAGUUAACUUUUCAGCAAUGUUUAACACAAUAAUAUCUACUUAUCCUGAACUAACAACACUAAGGUAGCUGAUUUCGUUACUGUGCAAAAUAUACCAAUGACACAAACUGAUACUUCGCCCACGGAUAAACUUUCUAAGGUAGAGCAGCUCAUCAUUUCGGGUAGAAACAAACUUUUGACUGUCGGUUCUUCAGCCCAUGUCGCUUACAGAGGACAUGUCACUAACAGGGCAUGUUAACAAGACAUGUCACUUACACGAAGGGGAAUCGAACUAUUUUUGAAAUUGUCCCACAAAUAUCCCCAGACCGGCCAAUGUUAGAAAAUUAAACAAUACGAUACACUUACCGAAAUAUUUCUUAUUUCUUAUCUUCAAACUUCACCCCUUUAUCUUGCCACCAAUCUUAUGUCUAUGGUCGAAGCACAAAAACCCUUGCAAACAGCAGAUACUGUCAUCAUUCUUAUCUGACUUGCAAACAGAUAAAACUGACAUCAAAGCAGCAUACUCUCGAUGAAUAUUUAAAAAACAGUAGCCAAAGGGGCAGGAACUUGAAGAAAAAACAAAAUUUGUCGCAUUUUUAGUCAUUUUAAUCAUCUCUUCUUAUUAUUCUUAAUCAUAAUCAAAUUUUAUUUUAUUAUCAGGAAAUAUUAUGUUUAAGAUUGCGAAAAUGGUAUUAAAACUAAGAGUUAUUGUUUCUAUUUAUGUAUUAGAUUGUUAAAUAUU
Molecule: messenger RNA, 3095 nt
Organism: Rhopilema esculentum
Lineage: Eukaryota; Metazoa; Cnidaria; Scyphozoa; Rhizostomeae; Rhizostomatidae
Product: multidrug and toxin extrusion protein 1
Biological process (GO): transmembrane transport
Cellular component (GO): membrane
Molecular function (GO): xenobiotic transmembrane transporter activity; antiporter activity
Source: RefSeq, a predicted model, not a curated record